Theileria orientalis strain Shintoku is the source of this 4110-nucleotide messenger RNA. RefSeq lists its product as hypothetical. The coding region runs from base 1 to 4110 and encodes 1369 amino acids. The transcript has 12 exons. NCBI's taxonomy places the organism in Eukaryota, Apicomplexa, Aconoidasida, Piroplasmida, Theileriidae. The record is from RefSeq and is a predicted model, not a curated record.
AUGGAUUUAAAUGAAGAAGCUCUGAUAAAUGAGCCCUUUCAAGAAGAUUUGUACAAAUAUGUGCAAGAAAGCAAUGAGUGUAACUUGGAAAAUGAGGUUAGAGACGUAAAAUAUAUCCGUCCAACCAUAAAGAUUGGACUAACCACAAAGGAAGCGAAUCAGAGAAUCAUACUAAAACUAUCGGAAGUUUUAAACAAAUGUGAGAAAAAGAUAACCCCGAAACUGAUAUUUCUGGAACUGCAGAAGGCUGAUUUCAUAUUGACAAUAUUGGGAGUUUUAACACUGCUAGGUGAGAGGAUUUAUACAUGUUAUAUGAGUGUAAACGCAAACAUAUCUGGUGUAGGAUGUUUUAUAUAUUCGUCACUGACGAGUUAUAAUGAGACGAUAACGGAUGUGUGGGAGUACGUACUGGAGUUGCUAGUACUGAUCCCAUGGAUACUGCUUAACAUAUACAUUAAGAUCUUGAUUAAGAUCAACAACAUUAACAGGAAGAGUAACAGAAUAAGAGAGGUUUUGGAGUUCAUAUACUUUAAUCGCAACGUUAACACGUACGAGGCGGAGCACAAAAACUAUAACCUGGACCCGCCUUCGUCAGAUUUCAUAUCAGUGUACAGGAAUUACCAGUGGGUACGUCUGCCGAGGAACGUGAUUGCGAAGGGAGACGUGUUUAAGCUUAGCCUGAACCAGGAGUUCCCGUGCGAAAGUAAGCUGAUAUUGAAUUGCAAGAACGAUGAACUGAUAAUGAACGAGGAGGUGUACAAGGAAGGAGACAAGUGCACGUUCAUAGGAGAUAACACGGACCACGAAGCGUUCAUAGACGGCACGUUUCUGGCAGUUAGCGACUCGUUCUCUACGUACCUGGAAUACUACGUGGAAAACUUUAACAAUGAGCCCGCGCACGAAAGCUGGAAGGCCAAGAACCACGACUUUAACAACUACUACGGUUUUAAGUCGAAAGAGGCGAAUAGGAGAGAAGUUAUAUGGAACUACAACGACAACUACAUAUUUCUGAACAACAACAACAAGAUUCUGAUCAACAGAGUGGUGAUCAUGAUCAAUACGGCGAGACUGAUCAUACUGUUGGACUUCGUAGGGCUGGACCCGCUGUACAAGUUGUCGGAGCUCUGGGGAAACGUGAAGCUGCUGUCGAUCUUCGAAAAGUACCACGAACACAAGUUCAUGAAGGGGCUGGACUCGAUAAGGUCAGUGAGCUCGUCGUCGUUCCUGAGCAACUCGUCCUACGACUCGGAGAGCUCGGACCUGCUGGCGAAAGAGAUAACGUACUUGUACCAGUUUAGGCAGAUAAGAAGAGUGCUGAGAAAGGGCCUGUUUGACGACUACAGUCUGGUGAAGCACCUGAGCUGCGUAACGCUGCUGUCGUUCAUAGACGACAUAGGAAUACUGCUUAACAGUAAUCAGUCGCUGCAGGAAAUAUCGAUAAUAACGAAGAGAAGCACCUCGAUAAGCCUGGACACAGUGAAGAAGGAAGAAGAGGAAAAAGGAGGCGAGGAAAAGGAAAAAGAGGGGGCUAACCAGAAAACGAAUGACUAUGAGCCAAUAGAUCACUUCGAUAGCGCAGCAGGAACCACGAACCCAUUUAGAUUUGACACGAACCUGUACGACGAUUUCAAGGACAUGUACGCAGGCUCGGACCCGGACAAGGAAGGAGAGGGGGAAGAGGAUGACCUGCUGAUCCUGGAUGUGUACAACGACCCGAACCUGUACGGAAAGGACAACAUAAGGUUCACGACGGACCACGAAAAAAACUGCAGAAAUCAGCUUAAGCCACUAAUAUUUUCAAUGUCACUAACAGCGCUGCCAUCGUACAUGCUCUACGGAAGAAAGGGGCUGUACAGGAACUACAUAUCGACGCUGAUCAACAGUGAGCUGGACAACUUUAACAAUUGUUUGUGCACUCUCACGAACGUGCUGGGAAUAAAGAAGCUGUACCUGAAGCGCUACAAGCUGCUUAAGUUCGUGCUCUUCAACUACGGGCAGAAAACGUCGGAAGAAAGUGACUCUGUAAGACAAAGUUCACCAAGAGCAGGAAGGCACAGGAAGGCGAGGGACGAAGACGAAAGGCUGGAGGACGAGGACAGCAAAAUACUCCUCUACUUCUACAGAGACACGAACAAGAAGAUCAUCCAGAUGCUUAUCAAGUGCAGAAUGGCAGUGAUCAACAACUAUAAGCUCAACUACUACAACGGCAGCAAGAUCAUUAACCUGAACAAGAGAAUAAAGAGGAAGAUAAAGGACCUGAACAUACAGUGGCUCUCCAACGGAAUGAACACGUUCCUCUACUUCUACAAGCCGAUCUCGAUCAACGACUUUAACAUCUUUCUGCUCCUCCUGCCGUACAUAACAGUCUACAACAUAAGCGCCACGAAGCUCAGGGACAAACACAAGGAGCAGCCGAACAGGAGUAAGCUGAGCGGGCCGAAAAGGAACGAAAAGUUCAUGUUCAUGUACAAGAACAACCCGCUCUACUACAAGUACAAGGGCGUGAGCAUACGCCAGCUCGCGAGAAAGGAGACGCACAGGCUCACGAAGGAGAACGUGGGAAAGGACGUAAUGCUGGGGAGUUUCUUGGGGAAGAUGCUGAACUCGUACAUCAAGAACUCAAUCCUGCUGGGAAUGGUGGGAACGAAACACAGCCUCCCGAAGGAGCUGAGCAACAGAAUCAACGAUCUGCACGAGGCAGGAAUAAGGUUCGUGUACUUUUCGAAACACAACGAGAAGAUCACGAGGAUAGUGGGAGGGCUGCUGGGCCUGGAAACGUCCUGGAACUCAAUGAUAUCACUCUCGACAUCGGAAACGACCUCGUUCAUAAACCAGGAGGGGCACACGGUUCUGCCAAACGGGAUUGACAACAUAAGGCAGCACAUACAGCAGGUGGACGACAUACCACUGCAGGUCUCACUGUACUGCAACUGCAACUUCAGCAACAUAGGGGAGAUGCUGGACAUUUUGAACGAAAACGGAGAGAGAAUAAUGUGCGUGGGAUCAGGGCUGAACCCGAACAACUUUUACCUCUUCAACAACUCGCACAUUUCGUUUUCAAUAUCGCUGAAUUAUAAUCCAAUAUGCAAGUUUUGCAAAGGUAAAAGGUGGCAGGGGAUAUCUAAGGCGCACAUAUUCGAGGAGCCGAAGCCGGAAUUUAAAUUAUCAUCGCUGAUAACAUCGUUGACGUCAUCACUGCAAACGUCGCAGCUGUACAAAGUGAGCGACCCGGAGUUUAUAUUUGACAUGCUGUACGAGAUGUUCAAAGAAGCGAGAAGGAUGAGUACGAAUCUGCAGGAGUCAAUAUCGUUCAUGCUCUUGUCGUACUAUUCGCUCAUAUGGAUGUACUUCCUGCAAAAUUUGCUGUCACUCCCACCUGUCCUAUCAACCUUCGACUUUGUGCUGAUCGUAUUCGUCUAUAUACCGUUUUUGUCACUGACGCUGAUUUCAAACCCAGCAAUGGAUAAGAUUAUGGAGCAUCUGCCGAACAAGGUUAUACAGACAGGAAGGACAACCUUCAACCACUAUGUAAGGACGUAUUUGAGGCUGCUGGUUAUCAGUGUUUUUGUCGUUUUUGUAUACUAUAUACACAUGUACUAUUCGAACCUGUAUAUUAACGAUAAGUACCUGUUAAACAACCAGUACUGCAGGCAUUUCUUCUACUACCCUCGAUAUCGAUGCUUUGAGCCCUUAAUUGACUUUCUGAGCAAGGAAAAGGGAUACGACAAGUACGUGUGCAUCGUCCUAUCGCAGCAGUUCACGUCGAUCUCAUUCGUCGUGUUCCUGGUGGUCUCGUCGCUGUCCUGGAUCCACAAGUACUCGUACAUUAACCUCGACACGUUCAAGAACAUAAAGUGGAUCGUAGCAGUGGUCAAGAUCACGACGGUCCAGAUAGCAGUGGUGGCUAUUAGACUGCUCCUGCUCAGCCUGGGCGACACCAAGAUGAUGAAGAUGAUGAUAGUGAACACGAGCUACUCACUGCUGUUAGUGAUUCCAAUACUGCUCGUGGACGAGUUCGUGAAGUUCUUCAUAAUCAAGAACAAAAACACGCAGCAGAAGUUUCUAAAGCUGCUGUUCUCCACGAGGUUGGGAACAUGGUCGCCCAAAUAA